UCACCUCGUCAUCGUCGAAAUACAUUUACUUCUACGUGUCACCUGGGCAUUGUUAAGAAACAAAGUCUUCUACACUAACAAUAUCAAUUUGUGAUUCAAUUUGAAUGUGAUUAUAAUAUUCGUUCCUACAAUAAUUUCCCUCAAUACGCGACUUGAUGCCUGUAUAUGAAGGCUACAAUAAUAUUUUCUUGAACAACUUCCUUCCACCAGAAGUUUGGUAGCUUCCCAUCUCCAUAUUGAAGUAAAACUUGUACUUCUCAUCAUUCUUUUCCUUCUACUUCAUUUACUUUUCUUCUUGAUUGCUGGCUGAUCUUACAAACUCCAAUGCCGUCUGUACCUAGAGCUGCGUACGAGGUUUCUCAUGAAGUAAGGCAAUAUCUCCCAACUUUUCGACAAAAAUAUCGAGCCCUACUGCGCGAAGCAACCUAUCUUCCUGACUCCGCCGCUCGAACUUUCGUACACGAUCAAAUCGUCCAACGAUACAAUCCUCCCAAUCCCACAAAACUCAAUCCGAGAUUUUGGGGCACCGAUUUUUUUCGGUCAAAAGUUGAUGUGAAGAAAUUGGAAUCAAGAUCUAAAAAGACGGCACAAAAAUUACAUUUACUAGAGCGUGUAAACCUUGAAGGAAGUUCCAAGGAUCUGCAACAUGUUUUACUGAGGACAUAUGGACGAGCUGGGGUAAAGAGAAGGGAAUUACUUUCUCAAUUGUUGAGACCUGGAGAGGAGGAGGUUCCGCAAGAUGACACAGCAUUGUCGCAUAUCAUUGAUAGUCAAAUUGCAAAAAAACUGGACGCGACAAGAGAUGUCGAUAUAGACAAGGCAACAGAUGUAUCCAAGAGGCAACGCCGUGAGCACAAAGAAAUAGCAUUAUUUAUCGCAAGUCAACAAGAAACCAAUCCGAUGGAAUCGAUGCGGGGAAGGAUAAAAAAUAUCAAACCAGAUAUACCAUUAACGAAUGCAUGGGGACGCAAACUUCCAGUGAAGCGCAAAGCCAACAUGCUACGUACAUGGUGGGCUAAUCUUCUGGAACGAGUUCUACCUCCAUUACCUGAACAUGAAUGGAAUAGGUUGAGAGAUUUAGCAGAAGGAAUGCAACCCAUCGAAUACGCACCUCCAAGGCGGAAACCAGCGAUUCUUCUCAAUUUGGAUCCAUCCGACAAGUCCAUCGGAGAAGAAAUGAAUUCGCUAUAUAAUGAACCAGCCAGACUGCAUGCAAAUUUUUGGGCCGAAUCAAUGGGAAAAGUACGUUCAGAGACUCCGGAAAUCCCUGAUGAUGUAAAACAUAAUUCGACACGAGCGAGGCGAAGAAUGUAUCGCAUGAUUUGGAGUCUUUCAUCGAAAAUGGUGCAGGAUGAAAAUACUAGAAAAUACACAAUAACUUGGGGAGGACAACGUUCACUGGCUGCUGCAGGAGAAAUCACCAAACCAUCAUUAAAAGAUAAUGAAUUUUUCGAAAUGCCAAAGGAUGGGUUGCUUCAGGCUACCACGGACAGAAAAAUUAGAAAGUCGGCUGAGCGUGAAGCAAAACAACUGGCAAGGUAGAGAUUUCGUCAUUGUCUAAGAUGUAGCAUACUUCCUGUGCUAGGAGAAACUUUAUACCAUAAUUUUCAUACAAUUAAUUGCUAGCUUGACUGAU
This is a messenger RNA of Sclerotinia trifoliorum, 1636 nucleotides long. The record is from the annotation of a GenBank genome assembly. Lineage: Eukaryota; Fungi; Ascomycota; Leotiomycetes; Helotiales; Sclerotiniaceae.